Messenger RNA from Zingiber officinale, 375 nucleotides. RefSeq names its product stigma-specific STIG1-like protein 3. The record is from RefSeq and is a predicted model, not a curated record. Bases 1 to 375 code for a protein of 124 amino acids. The transcript has a single exon. NCBI's taxonomy places the organism in Eukaryota, Viridiplantae, Streptophyta, Magnoliopsida, Zingiberales, Zingiberaceae.
AUGAGGAAAGCCGACGCCGCCGACGCCGCGCUCUUCCUCGUGGCCGCGCUGCUGCUGGCGUUGUGGGCCGCCGCGGCUGGCGAAAUCGGCGGAGGUAGCGGCAGGCAAAGCCGGUUCCUCCCGGAGAAUGGCGGGAGGAGGUGCACCAUCAACCGCGGGAUCUGCCAGAGGCAGAGGAUGCGUUGCUGCGGCGACGAGUGCGUCGACACCAGCAGCGACGAGUUCAACUGCGGCCGGUGCGGGCACGAGUGCGACUACGCCUACCGCUGCUGCGGCGGAAAGUGCGUGGCGCUCCAGUUCGACACGAAAAACUGCGGGAUCUGCUUCAGGCGCUGCCAUAAUUGCACGUAUGGGUUUUGUAACUACGCAUCGUAG